Molecule: messenger RNA, 1466 nt
Organism: Hypoxylon trugodes
Lineage: Eukaryota; Fungi; Ascomycota; Sordariomycetes; Xylariales; Hypoxylaceae
Product: NAD(P)-binding protein
Exons: 3
Coding region: 272-1255 (327 amino acids)
Source: RefSeq, a predicted model, not a curated record
GAUGGCGCGCGCGUUCCGUGCGAUUGUUGAAACCCGCGGGGUUAUCAGACCCAUUAGGCUAUUCCCACUCUCUAGACCAAGAGCUUCUACCGUUAUUGUAUGAUACAUAUAUAAUCGCCUGCCGUAUAUGAUUGACAUGUUCGCUAUCUAGACAUGCAUCAACAAUUCUACGACUCGAUAUAGAUUGACUGUACUAUACUUUAACCCCCCUGAUCCCUUAUUCCCCGUACACAACUCUCCUCACAUCAAUAAAACAGAGAAGCAAACAACAAUGUCUCUAUCUAGUGUAAUAAGCGUCAUACGGCAAUGUUUCCCAGGAAAGCCGCAGUUUACGGGAAAGAAUGUCCCAGACCUGACUGACAAGGUCGUCGUCAUUACCGGAGCCAACACGGGCAUCGGAAAAGAGAUCGCGCAGAUAGCCUACUCCAAGAAUGCCAAGGUCUACAUAUUUGCACGAUCCGAGGAUAAGGCGAUAAAAGCCAUAGACGAUAUCAAGGCGGCCGUUCCCAAGUCAGCCGGUGAACUGAAGUACAUCCAUCUCAACCUCGCCGAUCUCACAAGUAUUAAGCCAACGGUUGAGGAGUUCCUCCGCAAGGAAGAGAAACUAGAUAUCCUGUUCAACAAUGCGGGUGUCGGCUACCCGGAAAAGGGAUUAACGACGAAACAGGGCUACGAACUCCAAUUGGGCGUGAACUGCGUCGGUACAUUCGCCUUAACGAAACUCCUUACCCCGAUACUUGUAUCAACAGCCAAGACGGCGCCACCGGAUAGCGUCCGCGUGAUCUGGGCAUCAUCCUCCGCUGCCGAGGGAAUGAAUCCCAAGGGGUUCAUGAAGAACGUAUACAACGUGGAGAAGAUAGGGGCCGCAGAAAAGUACUUCACCAGCAAACUGGGGGGUUAUCUAUAUUCGGCCGAAUUCGCAAACCUCCAUAAGGCGGACGGCGUGUUGUCCGUCUCACUGAAUCCAGGGAACCUUGACUCGGACCUAUGGCGCUACCAGAGACCCUUUGUGCGCUGGUUCCUUCGGAAAACAGUAUUGUUUCCUGUUAUUUACGGAGCUUACACGUGCAUAUUCGCUGGAUUUUCAUCUCAGGUUACCCUUGAGAAGACGGGCCAACAUAUUGCUCCAUGGGGUAAAUUCUGGAACAUGUCCAAGGGAUUCGUCGCUGCGACGAAGACGAAGUCAGAAGGCGGCACUGGGGCUGCUCAGGAAUUUUGGAAGUGGUCUAAUGCCCAAGUUGCCAAGUAUUUGUGAAUAUAUUCUCAGUGUUGGGGGUUCUCUAAAGUUUCUUUGGUCUUAUUGGAGGGAUGGGCAUCAGGCGUUAUUAGCAUGAUUGAACUAUAUGUCAUACUAUCCUAAUAUGUUUCGUAAGCGCUUAAGGUUCAAUAGUUAGAAUUCGGAUGGGCUUUUCUUUGCUCGAUUGCGAUACUUGCCUAAUAAGAGGGACAAGGUGAAGAGUCCCCUC